Messenger RNA from Nicotiana attenuata, 1293 nucleotides. Its product is annotated as cilia- and flagella-associated protein 45-like. The record is from RefSeq and is a predicted model, not a curated record. The transcript has 3 exons. NCBI's taxonomy places the organism in Eukaryota, Viridiplantae, Streptophyta, Magnoliopsida, Solanales, Solanaceae. The coding region runs from base 1 to 1293 and encodes 430 amino acids.
AUGAGGCCAGCCCCGCUCGGGGAAGAGACCAAGUCCCCGAUUCCAAAAUCGGGGAAGGAUAAUAAGAGAAAAGGGGCUUCAAAACCCGAAGACCCCCAAGAUAAGAGGGCCCCUACUCAAAGGCAAAGGAGGAAACUCAUUCACGUGGACAUAGACUCAGUCAAUCAACUGAAUGAUGAAGAAGAAGACGAGGGCGAAGAAUCGGCGUUGGUGACCCGAGCCAGGAAACCAGUUGAAGCUGUCAAGCCCUCAGAACCGGAGACCCUGCCUCAAAGUGAGGAAACUCCGAAUAAAAAUGCAGGCAAAGACCCUGAAUCGCCUGAGGUCGAGAUCGUUCCUCCGCCUUUAACAAGCAUAGGAAACGAGACAAGUACCGAGAUCCCCGAGGCUGAAGAGAGCACCCCGAGUGAUAUGCUCGGGGCCAUGAAAAUAGGUCACUCUCCUCCUCUACCAGCUUAUUCUCAGGAGGCAAUAAAGGAAGCUCAAGCUCUGCAAACGCCUGACCCGAGCGCAGUCCCCGGUGAAGAAUAUCGUUUCUGGGAUUGUUUUACUGGGGUCGAUGACGCCGCCGACCUCAAUGACGCAUCUACCCUCUUCGAAGAGGCUCACCGUCUUUUCUCUCAGUUUAGGGCCGAGCUGAGCCAAUGUGAGGCUGAGCUCAAGAAGUCCUCGGAUGAAGGGAAGGCCCUGAAACUCCUUUGCAGCCAAAAGGAGGAGGAGCUCAAGGACCUUCGGGCAGACUUGGUCAAAGCUAGUAAAAAUAAGGCCGAGUUAGACAAGCAGGUAACUAUCAUUUUGAAAGAGUAUAGUCUACUUGACCCAACUGUGGAGGCUAACACUUCAGUGUCUCAGCUGCAGCAAAAACUGGAGAUGAUCAAGCAGCUUCAAGGGGAGGUCGAUCAAGUUAAGGCCGACUACAACCGGUGGAAGGAAUAUAUGGAUCGACUUGCUGCUGAGAAAGAGGCUACUCUAGCCAAAAUGGCCUCGAUUGAGACCCAGAUCCGGGGUGCUAAAGAGAAAAAUCUAGCCCAGGCCAAAAAGAUCGAUGAGCUCGAGGCCAAACUUGCCGCAACCGAGGCUGAGGUUGCUGAAGCAGGACGAGGUCAAGAAGAUGAAGGUUUCGACCUUACUGAAGAGUUAGCCCAAGCAAAAGCGCUAGAAGCCGAUACCAAGUUUCUCAUCUCCUCCUCCGAUGAUGAUGAUGACGAAGGCAGCCAAAGCGGGUCCGAUAAUGAAGUUAGGCCCAAAGAGGAAGCUGCUCCCGCGGGAGAGACCAGCCCUGGGCAUAGAUAA